CCGCCCCUUCCCCCCAUCAUCAUUAGCAAAUAUUACCCUAAACACUUGCUCUUUACCUCCCUUCUCCCUCCAGGCAUUGGAGAGGCCGGCUGUCAAUCAGGCGGCUCCCCUCUGCUCGGCUCAGCGGCGGUGAUCAGAGACAAGAAGACGAUCGGAGGGAAGGGAGAGCACGGAGGAGAUGGAGGAGGAGAUGCAGCCGGCAGAGGAGGGGCCCUGCAUCCCGAAAAUCUACAAACAGAGGAGCCCCUAUAGCGUCCUCAAGACCUUCUCCUCCAACAAGAGGUCCCUGCUGGCCAGGAGGUACGACCGGCCCACCAUGGUGGAGAUCCCACAUCUGGGGACACCUUUCCCCAACCAGACCCCAGCCUCCUCCAUCAGCACCGAGCCCCAGCAGCAGCAUCAUUACCAGCAGGCUCACAGCUCCUAUCACAACGGGCCCAUCCGAGCCAACCCAACCACCUCCUCCCACUGCCACACCAGGGGGGGGCAACCCGGAGCCAACAACAACAGGUUCUGCCAGCAGGCCACCAGCGAGGGCAACCUGGAACUCAGUGCAGAAAGCCGGAUGAUUCUCGAUGCCUUUGCCCAGCAGUGUAGCCGAGUGCUAAACCUGUUGAACUGUGGGGGAAAGCUUUUGGACUCCAAGCAUUCCCCAGCCUUGUCUUGUGUGAAACAGGAAAAUAACAGUUAUAGUGAAAGGUCAGACCAGUGCCAGCUUAAUAAAGCCUUUCACAGUCAAGCAUCAGACAAACCGGACGUAGAAAUGCAGUACAUUCACAAAAAGCAACAAACCUCUGCAUUCCUGAGGGUGUUCACUGAUUCCCUUCAAAACUACCUUCUGGCCAGCAGUUUCCCAGUUCGGAAUAUCUCAUCCACCAGUGAUUAUGGUCACAUGACCGACAUGGACGUUCUUUCAUCGUCUCCGGUGCAUACAAUGGGUGGGUGGGCAUCACCAGCAACCUCUGAAUCACACGGCCACCCGUCAUCCUCCACUCUUCCCGAGGAGGACGACGACGAUGAGGACGAAGAAGGCUACUGUCCCCGGUGCCAGGAACUGGAACAAGAGGUCAUCUGUCUACAGCAGGAGAAUGAGGAACUAAGAAGGAAGUUAGAAAGCAUACCAGUGCCCUGCCAGACAGUGUUAGACUAUUUAAAGACUGUACUUCAACAUCACAACCAGUUGGUGAUACAGCAGCCCAUAGAGCAGCCCUCAGAGGGCAGCAAACAGCUCCUGAACAACUACCCAGUAUACAUCACUAGUAAACAAUGGGAUGAGGCCGUUAACUCCUCCAAGAAAGAUGGAAGGCGACUCCUGCGAUACCUCAUCCGAUUUGUGUUCUCAACAGAUGAGCUUAAAUAUUCAUGUGGCCUUGGGAAAAGGAAAAGGUCAGUGCAGUCAGGAGACACUGGUCCUGAAAGACGUCCUCUGGAUCCUGUUAAAGUAACGUGUCUCAGAGAGUUUAUUAGGAUGCAUUGCACAUCAAAUCCUGACUGGUGGAUGCCAUCCGAGGAACAGAUCAACAAGGUGUUCAGUGACGCUGUAGGACAUGCACGCCAAGGACGUGCAGUGGGAACGUUCUUCCAUAAUGGAAACUCCUAUUACGAUGGCAUCGACCACCAAGUAUGUCAAGAGGAGCUUUUUAACAGAGGCUCCCACGACGGUUCUGGUGAUUGAUGUAAAGGAAAGACUGUGAAAGAAUAUAAAGUUUAAAAAAAUAAUCUCGAAAGAAAACGUUAGCCACAAAGUGAAAAACUUAGUGUAAUAGUUGGGUUAAUGUGUCUUCUGUGUUAUGUUGCUGUGCAUGGCGCCUGGAACGCCAAAGGGCCCUACCAGCAGUAAAAGUCUGCCACUAAACCAGUCCAAAGUAUACUACAAGUUUGUAAAGUGUGUGCGUAUGUGUGUAAGAGUUCCGUCAUCCUGGUAAUGCUUCAGGGACUUCCUGUGGACCCUGUGAUGUGACUGUUACUCUCUCUAUCUGGAUAGAACACAACACAGCCAAAACAAGGACACGAGUCUCACUGGACAAAGAUGUAUUGGUGUGUUGUGUAGAAUUAGCUUUAAUAGAAUUUUGCAUUUUCACAAAUGAGUUAAAUUAUGCAAAGCAGCAAAUUGUUAUAUCCCGUGUUCAAAAAACGUUGUCAUCACAAUCCCGACACUGCAGAUUUCUGUUGCCUUUUGUGUGAAUUAUUUCUAACCAUGAAUGGCUGUUUAUUUAUUUGUUCAUUCCUGUCUUCUGGGUAUCGUACUAAAGCAUAACUGUACCUUCUCAAUUUGAUAUUGUAAGGCAGGGCAGUAAAAUAAUCAACUUUGUAUAUAUAAUUCAUGAUCUGUCUUGCUUCAUUAUGUCUGUACAAGCUUUUAAAAAAGUGCACCAUGUGCAAUAAGAAAUAUAAAAAAUGUUUAAUCUCA
Molecule: messenger RNA, 2410 nt
Organism: Rana temporaria (common frog)
Lineage: Eukaryota; Metazoa; Chordata; Amphibia; Anura; Ranidae
Gene: BEND4
Product: BEN domain containing 4
Exons: 5
Coding region: 179-1675 (498 amino acids)
Molecular function (GO): DNA binding
Source: RefSeq, a predicted model, not a curated record